Molecule: messenger RNA, 1738 nt
Organism: Acaromyces ingoldii
Lineage: Eukaryota; Fungi; Basidiomycota; Exobasidiomycetes; Exobasidiales; Cryptobasidiaceae
Product: PLP-dependent transferase
Exons: 3
Coding region: 93-1547 (484 amino acids)
Biological process (GO): biosynthetic process
Molecular function (GO): pyridoxal phosphate binding; transaminase activity
Source: RefSeq, a predicted model, not a curated record
CUCGAACUUCUGCAGGGAGAAUCACCGCGGCUGGUGAGUCACUACAACACUAUCGGCCUGUUGGUGAUCACACGGCUUGGGUCUUGACGACCAUGACGGUAGACACUCCGGUGAACGGCACCCACGAGGCCAUUAAGGCUGGCCUGGGGCUGGACCACAGGGCAAUGCUUUCGAAGAGCGCGAUUGCACGCCCGCCGUCGGCUAUCCGGUCGCUUUUCCCACAGGAGCUGAUCCCCGGCAUGCUAUCGCUGCUUGCGGGCAAGCCCAAUGCGAGCACGUUUCCGUUCGAAUCGAUUUCACUGGGUCUCAAGAACGGAGACAAGAUCGACAUUACGGGCAGCGAUCUUGAUGAUGCGCUCCAGUACAGCGCCACGGCUGGUCUGCCUCGCUUCAUCGAAUGGCUGGUCCAGUGGCAGCACAAGAUCCACGGCAGGGACAUUGUCAGGAAGGGUGAUCAGGUCAAGGACGGAAAGAACUCCUGGCGUGUCACCGUAGGAGCAGGCAGUCAGGACCUGCUGACAAAGACCUUCCACGCUCUGCUCAACCCGGGGGAGACGUGCCUUGCUGAGCGGCCCGCAUAUUCUGGCAUUCUCCCGCCGCUGCAAACGAUGGGCAUCAACAUCAUUGCUGUGGAGGGAGACCGCGAGGGUAUGUCGCCCGUCUCGCUUGAAGACAUUCUCGCCAACUGGCACACAAAUGUCUCAACGAGAGAUUUGCCGUUCCCCAAGUUCGUCUAUACUACGCCGACUGGCGCCAAUCCGACGGGCACUACGGCAUCGGAGCAGCGCAAGAAGGAGAACCUCGACAUUGCUCGGCGCUAUGGCAUCUUGAUCCUCGAAGACGAUCCAUACAUGUUCAUCAGCUUCCAAGGAUUGGGCGAAGGCACACCCGAAACGAGGAGGCGCGUUCGCACCUAUUGGAGCUUGGAGCAGGAUGAUGCCGAGCGCUACGGCGGCACGGGGUGGGUUCUCCGCUUCGAUAGCUUUUCCAAAGUCCUUUCGGCCGGCAUCAGAGUUGGCUUUCUCUCGGGCCCAAACACCAUCCUCGAUGCCAUUGAUCUCGACACAUCGUCGGCCAAUCUGCAGCCAAAUGGCGCGGCGCAGGCCAUGGUGCUCGCCUUGCUUGAGCGAUGGGGUAUUGACGGCUUCCUUCGGCACUGCGACACCGUGGCCGAGUUCUACCAGAACCGUCGCAACAACUUUGAGCAGAAAGCCCAAAAGGUGCUCGGCACAAACAACGGCAAGCAAAAGGCAGUCGCUGAAUGGAUCACACCCGUUGCCGGCAUGUUCCUUUGGUUCAAACUCAAGCUUCCGCCCACCGAUGAAGGCGUCGAAGAGGGCGAUUCGUUCAGCCUCAUUGGCGAAAAGGCUUUAAAAAACCUUGUGUUGGCUGUGCCCGGCGUGGCGUUUAUGCCAGACUCAAAGACAACGUGCUACGUGCGAACCAGCUUCAGUCUGAUUCCUGAGGAAGACGUCGAAGAGGCCUUUCAGAGGCUUCGAAAAACCGUCAUUGAGGCCUGGCAGGAGAGUGGCCAUGCGAUGCCGUAGGGCCAUACACUCGCCUCUGCCACAACUCGAUCUCUUGACUCUGUCACAUAGAAGUGUUCACCUCAAAUUGCAUCAUGACAAUGUGUCUGUGGAUUGUGGCGAGGGAGGACUCGAAGAUGCCGAGCAAAACCGAUGCCCGAAUGGUGUCACCCAUCGGUGCGGACGGCCACCGUGGUAGUGAGCAGGCCUGC